Messenger RNA from Rhinocladiella mackenziei CBS 650.93, 1545 nucleotides. RefSeq lists its product as uncharacterized. The record is from RefSeq and is a predicted model, not a curated record. Gene Ontology annotation, molecular function: monooxygenase activity; iron ion binding; oxidoreductase activity, acting on paired donors, with incorporation or reduction of molecular oxygen. Lineage: Eukaryota; Fungi; Ascomycota; Eurotiomycetes; Chaetothyriales; Herpotrichiellaceae. Bases 1 to 1545 code for a protein of 514 amino acids. The transcript has 5 exons.
AUGGACUUUAUGCAAUUUGCCCGACAACACCCUAGAUUUGCCAUUGUGUUGGCCUCUUUGGUAAUAUUGAUCACGCUGUGGAGGGUGAAGGAAAAUGCGAAGGCUCGACAGUACAGAAUGCCGCCCCGGAUACCGGGAAUUCCUAUAUUCGGGAACACGUUCCAGCUCCCACCGCUCAAGCAGGGUCUUUGGGGAGUUGAAAUGGCCAAGAAGUAUGGAGAGAUGUUCACUUGUAGCAUCGGAGGGAAGACAUGGGUCUUCUUGAACUCAUCACGAACAGUCAACGACUUGAUGGAAAAACGCGCUGCAAUCUAUUCAUCUCGGCAAUAUAUGCCGAUGGCGUCUGGGAUUCUCUCAGGCGACAAUCGAGUCCUGCUCAUGCCGUAUGGGGAACGGUGGCGGAUGAUUAGGAGAAUCAUGCACUCAAUCCUCAACAAGCAAAAUGCUCCAGUCUUUGCCCCCUUUCAGGAUAUUGAAUCCAAACAUCUGCUCUACGAUUUUCUUCACCACCCAGAGCUGUGGUACUCGGCCACUCAACGCUUUGCCAACUCUGUCAUCAUGAGUGUCGUAUUUGGCAAACGAAUGGAGCUGGAGGACCCCAAGAUUCGAGAGCUCUUCGACACGUCGAAUGCCAUCAUUCAAGCCAUUCAGCCAUCGGCAAAUCUUGUGGACUCGCUUACGUUCCUGGAAAAGCUACCAAAGCCUCUGCAGUGGUGGAGGAGGCGCGGGGAGGAAAUGUUUGAGAAAACUGUCAGUAUCUACAAACGGGAAGUGGACGAACUGCAACAAAGGAUGAAGGAUGGAACAGCCAGAGAGUGUUUUGCGACAAGAUUUUUGAGGGAUCCUGAAACGAAGAACUACGGCCAAACACAGACAUACUUUGCACUGGGAUCUCUGAUGGAAGCCGGAAGUGAUACAUCCCGAAUGACAAUCAGCCAGGUCAUGGCGGCCGCUGUUCUGGACAAAAGAUGGGUCCAGACAGCACGAGACGCUCUUGACAAAGUGUGUGGAAAGACUGGAGAGCGUCUGCCCCACUUUGACGACCGAGUUGAUCUUCCAUACAUAACGGCAACAGUUAAAGAGGCCUUUCGAUGGCGACCAUUCGCUGAGAUCGGUGUUCCACAUCUCCUCAUUCAAGACGACGAGUACGAAGGUUACAAAUUUCCCGCCGGGACACUGUUCACUUGGAAUGCCACAGCUAUAGCCAUGGAUCCGAAGGAAUACGAGGAGCCGGAGAGAUUCUGGCCAGAAAGGUUUCUCAAUGGAGAUUUGGAUCAUGUUCUCAAGGGACAUUGGAGCUUUGGCCCUGGGCGACGCGUGUGCUCCGGAUACAACGUCGGAGAGACGAAUGUUUGGAUUGUAGUGGCCCGAUUGCUUUAUUGUUUUGAUUUCGAGGCAGUGCCGGGAAAACCAUUCGACUCCUUCCAAGUCAACUGGGGAGAACAUCGAUUUGCUCCUUUCGAUGUCUCGAUCAAAGUUCGAAGUCCCCAACAUGCGGCGCUGAUUGAAAGAGAAGGGAGAGUCGCUGUGGACACGAAAUAUUGA